UCGUUUAGAAUUAAACGACAUGAUGUGUAUACUAAUAAAAACUUUUCAGUAUUGUAUCAAAAAACCUAACUAUAUUCUCUAAACCAUUCCCGCCGAGCUUGACCAGAGCUGAGAAAUCAACAAUGGCUUCCGUUGUCUCCAAAAAGCGAAAGAAGAACACCACUUCCCUUUCACACCUCAAAACCCUAGGCCACGACCUCCUCACCUCCAGAGCUCACAUCAACAAUCUCCCCACACUCCUCUCCUUCGUCUCUUCCUCUUCGCCUCCUCAGUAUGUACUCGAAGCUCUCCUCUCACUCCAAGCUUUCUUCACUUCUGUUCUCCCCGACCUCCCUUCAUCUUCCAAAAAGCCUUCCUCUCGCGCCGUUUCACAGGACGACCCAGAGUUUAUUUACAGAACGUGGCUCAAAGCUAAAUUCGAUGAAUUCGUUAAAUCUCUCAUCGACGUCUUGGUUUCGCCCCAAUCCGAAGAAACUAUCAAGGAAUUGGUAUUGGAUACAUUAAUGGAGUUUGUGAAGCUGGGAAAUGGUGGAAGGUUUAAUUCUGCUAUAUACCACAAGCUUGUACAUAGCAUUGUUCACUCUGCCACCCCUGUCACUUUCUUGUUGGACUUGCUUGUUUCGAAAUAUUUCAAGUACAUUGAUAUCAGGUACUUUACAUACAUUAUCGUGGAAAAGAUUUGUAGAACUUUGGAGGAGAAAAGCGUGUCAGAUGGCGACAAUGAGAGUCAAUCUAAAGAAAGUACAGAGAACCUAAUUCACAAUGUACAUUACAUUUUAUCUCACAUACCCGCACUAGAAGGCUCAGCUGACAAAGCUGACUAUGAGAUGUGGAGUGGAUCAGGUGAACCUGAAAAUGUCUCUGGGAAGCUAAAAGGGGAAGAUAAAAAGAAGAAGAGCGACCAGAAUAAUUCCAAGAUAUUGACAGCAUCCAAUAGUGCCAAGAAGAUGAAGCCAAAAUUUACUAAAGCAUGGCUUUCAUUUCUUAGGUUGCCACUUCCACUUGAUGUAUACAAAGAAGUUCUGGCCAGUCUCCACACGGCAGUUAUUCCUUACCUAUCCAAUCCUGUUAUCUUAUGUGACUUUUUGACGACAUCAUAUGACAUUGGAGGUGUUAUUAGUGUAAUGGCUCUCAGUAGUCUCUUCAUCCUUAUGACACAGCAUGGUUUAGAAUAUCCCAACUUCUACGAAAAACUAUAUGCCCUACUGGUGCCUUCAAUCUUCAUGGCCAAACAUAGAUCAAAAUUUUUCCAGCUUCUUGAUUCUUGCUUAAAGUCGCCACUUCUUCCUGCAUAUUUAGCUGCUGCUUUUGCUAAGAAACUGAGUCGACUGUCGAUUUCUGUGCCUCCUUCAGGAGCAUUGGUUAUUAUAGCACUAAUCCAUAAUCUUCUGCGAAGACACCCUUCAAUAAACUGUUUGGUUCACCGGGUUGAUGAAGAGGCUAGUAAAGGAGAUUCAGAAGCAGAUAAAAAGGUUUCUGAAAAUUCUGAGGACCCCAUAAACAGUGCAGACGUGUCGAAUAAAAAACUCUGCAUUGAUCAUUUUAAAAAUGAAGAAAGUGAUCCCAAAAAGUCAAAAGCCAUGAGAAGUUCACUUUGGGAAAUUGAUACUCUUCGCCACCAUUACUGUCCCGCUGUUUCAAGAUUUGUUUUGUCACUUGAGAAUGAUCUGACGGUCAGAGCCAAAACAACUGAACUUUCUAUCGAAGAUUUUAGCUCAGGUUCAUAUGCAACAAUUUUUGCGGACGAGAUUAGACGAAGGGUAAAACAAGUUCCACUGGCAUUCUACAAAGCACCUCCCACCUCUUUGUUCUCAGACACUGACUUUGCUGGCUGGACUUUCAAACACGAAGAGGAUAAUACUUCACCGAAACGGCCUCGAUUAUGAAUCUACACAAUUACACUCUCAAGUAAAAACAUGCUCUUUAGUUGAGCAAUUUCGAGUUUGAGCUUUUGCAUUUUUGCUCUUACCUCCUUUUGGAGAUGUCAUUUUAUAUUUAUUGGCCUCUGCAACAAAUUUUGACCUUUCUUCUUUGUCUUCCUCCAUAGCUUUAGGCAUUGCAAACUGUACCUCAUAUAGUAUGACAAUGACUUCAUAGUAAAGAUUAGUUAAAAAGUUAAAUUUAAAGUUUUUGGCAUUUUAAAGUUCUAUAGUACAAAUUAGAUGAAUUCAAGCCUCAAAUUGAAUAGUAGUUUCAAAAUAAUAUAAACGUAUGACCCAAUCUAUUUAUGUACAUGAGAGAGAUAAUAAUAACAAAAUGCUACCGUACUACAAAAGUAAAAUUUCCCAAGAAAUAAAGACAUGAUCUUAUAAAUGAAACUGAUUUCCCUUAAAAAAGAAAGAAAAAAGAAAGAAAAAAUGGAACUGAUUUAGUGAUUGUUCAUUGCCAUUCAGAGAUUAUAAGUCAUAAGCUCUGUUUAUACACCACUAUCUAAGGCCUCCUGAAGAAGGUUCAAACCUUCUGCUGAUAUGCUCCUACUGA
Messenger RNA from Cannabis sativa, 2481 nucleotides. RefSeq names its product protein NUCLEOLAR COMPLEX ASSOCIATED 4. Gene Ontology annotation, cellular component: small-subunit processome; Noc4p-Nop14p complex; nucleolus. Lineage: Eukaryota; Viridiplantae; Streptophyta; Magnoliopsida; Rosales; Cannabaceae. Gene Ontology annotation, biological process: ribosome biogenesis. The transcript has 15 exons. The record is from RefSeq and is a predicted model, not a curated record. Bases 123 to 1886 code for a protein of 587 amino acids.